CGAGAUUUGUAUAAACGAAAAGAAUAGAAGAACCCAGGAAGAGUGUCGAGGAGAAAGGCAUGGGAAAUCAGGGAGGAGAGCUUAAGGGUUUGGCCUGGAAGCUUCCGCAUGUCAACUCGAAGCAACUGGGCAAGCUGGGUCCCGCUUUCGGCCUCGGCGCUGGCUGCGGUUUUGGUUUCGGCAUCGGUCUUCUCGGUGGUGCAGGAUUUGGUCCUGGGAUUCCCGGCUUACAAGUUGGCAUUGGAUUUGGUGCUGGAUGUGGGAUUGGCUUAGGUUUUGGCUAUGGUAUGGGGAGGGGCAUUGCUUUGGAUGAAAACGGGAGAUACUCUAAUGUUGGGCAUCUUUCUCAUGGUUCUAUGAAUUUUCCCUCUCAGGAUGAGAUCGGUGCACUUGUUGAUGAGAUUGUCAUUAAUACCAAGAAACUUAUCCGAGCAACUUCUAGAGAGGUUGACAAGUGGAGAAGAUGAGGUCAAGCUCCUGCUGUAUAAUCAAACGAACCAUGAUGGUUUCUAGAUAGAUUCUGUACACACGCAUUUCCACAAGGAAAUAUAAAAACCUUUUUUCUAUGCAUGCAUAUUAUGCACCCCUCUUUGAGUUAAUGUGAAAUUAUUUACUUCCCAAUCUGGUUUUCUAGAAAAAAGAGAGUGCUUAUGGCGGACUGCUAUACACAUUACAGAGAAACUCUUGUCCCACCAACACUUGACUGGAAACGUGGUUCCUUGAGGGUGAAAGAUCCUCAAAAGCUGUUUCUAGAUCUUUGAAACCCAAAUGAGUAUGAUAUAUAAGAUGCAAAAUACAAUUCGGAUGAAACGUAUUUCUCUCUGGGUGAUGGCACUCAUUUUGUUCGGUAUCAGAUGAGCUGCAGUGCAUAGAACUUAAACAUAUCACAUAUGCGAUGUGGACUGCUGUUGCCGAUUCUAGGGGAAGCAAGUUUAAAGGGGAAGAUGCAUCAGAGGCACCGUGGUGAACCGUGAAAAGGAUAUAUGGUGGGAGGUGGGCGCAAAUGCACAUGCUAGCUCCAAUUUACCCAGCAAAUAAAGGAAAAAUGGGUGUCAAAAAUUAAAAGGGGUUGCAACCUCAACCCCA
Messenger RNA from Juglans microcarpa x Juglans regia, 1086 nucleotides. Its product is annotated as ATP-dependent RNA helicase glh-2. The transcript has 3 exons. The coding region runs from base 60 to 467 and encodes 135 amino acids. The record is from RefSeq and is a predicted model, not a curated record. NCBI's taxonomy places the organism in Eukaryota, Viridiplantae, Streptophyta, Magnoliopsida, Fagales, Juglandaceae.